AUGGCUGAGAGCAGCCUUAGGUCGGAUGGCGAUGGCCAUCGCUACGAUGCUCAAAACAGAAAAUCCAACACAAUUGAGAUACAUCGCGUGAAUGACUUCUUACUUGGCCAUGUGGGUCAAGUCUCAUACCACUCCGUGCGUGAUGAAGAUGCAGAUGUUGGGGACCUAGGCUUCAGUCGAGUGACUGAGAAGCCGCCUUCAUUUCAACAAAUCUUACCUUCUGAGGAUUGGUUCCCGCCAACGCGGUCAAGGUCUGAUGCGGCCCAUGCAGGUACUUUCAAGGACAUCAAGUCUUCCAAGUACUGGCUGCUCAAGACUCAUCCCGAGGCAUUCCUUGGAAACGUCGACCUGCAAGGUGCCAUCGCGGAGCAGCUUCGCGCAUCUCGAUACAAUGAUGGUGGUAUGGAAAGCCAGAUGGGGUCGGUCCUUGCAGUUGGGGAGAUCUCGGACCUGAGGAAUCCCUCUCGCGCCACAUCACGGCCAGCAGUGGCGGUGGCGGCUGGUGAGACUGGUCACGUUCUUCGCGUGUCUAUGAUCGGCUUGGAAAAAUGUAUGUGGGCCAACUCGUCGUUCCCAAUAGGAGCAGUGCAGACGCAAUUCUACGGAACAUGGAACAGCGAUGGAGCCCCCAUAUCAAAGAUCUUGUUUGCUACCAAGCCGAGGCAACAAGACCCGAUUCGAUGGCUUAUUGCUCAAAGAUCAACUUCAACAACCGUCUUCCGACCAGAGAUUCGGGCGAAACCUUCAGCGAAGAGGACGCAGACGGCAACACUAGACAACGCAGCUUUGCAGCACAUUGCAUUGAAUCCUGUUGUCACACUGAAUGCGGAUGCCACAGGAGGAGAUGCUCAUUCUGACUUCUCGAUCAAUAUCGGCUCAGAAGCAGAGGCUCCACAAAUUGCGAUUGUAGACAGGUCGGGAAACUGGUCCGUCUGGUUUAUCGAAAGCCAGCAUGAUCACCAUGGGAGAUCAUUAAUUCACAAGGCAGUCCUAAAGAACAGGGGAACUUGUGGGUUCUCACCAACGACUUGGCCUUCAAACCGACCGCUUCCGUUCGAGAACCAUCAUCGCAUUUCAUGGGUCUGCAAAACCAGGAGGUCCCAUGACUGGGAGCGUGACAGCAGCCCAUCGGAGACCUCUGACCCAGCAUCCCGUUCGCUCCAGGCUGACUACCUCACUGGGCGUAUGGACUACGACCCCAAGUGCGAUGGAUUGCUCAUUUCCAAUAACACGUGCGCCUCGGUCUUGGAUAUUGAUGGUGUCAAAGUUUAUUCUUAUCUCGACUUUUCGAAACGCAAAGGUGCAGACGCGCUGCUUGACGCUCAGUCUAUCAAAGGGUGUCCAACCCAUGUCUUGGCUCUGACUACCGAGAAGCUUUACGUGCUAGACAUAAGCAGUGUCGGAGACUCAGAAGCAAGCAAAUCGAACAUAUUGGUGUCAUGCCCACACUUCAGAGGUCAGACCAACGAAACUCUGAAAAUGUCGGUGGCAAGGUUGCAGUCCUCUGACGACUGGCUUGUGCUGCUUCACUCUGGUCAGAAUCACCGUGUGCAAUUUUUCUACAUGACCAUAUCCCCUCAGGAUGGAAGUGCAAGCUUUUAUCAUCAGGUGGUGCAGUACCCAGGCUUGAACACUAGUCUUGAUGGGCUUGCGGGAAUUGCAUCCCUGCACGCAGUACCUCUCCGUUUUGCUGCAUCAAAGAGUCGUUACCGUUCAGAAGGCGAUGCUGGCGAUGCGUACAUGGACGGCCAAAAGCCUCAACUCUUCCAGCUCUUUGAAUUGGCCGGUGAUCUGAGCUUGACUUCAUCAGUUGUUGCCAUAGCACCCGAGACUGCUCAGUCGCUGAGAUGGCUCAGAAAGUCGAACCAAGCUGCGUGGAAUGACGCCCAAAGGAGGACUUCGUUGCGGAAGAAGGUACUGCGGGACGUCGAAGAUGCUUUUGUUGUUCCUGACGCGGUUGAAGAUGACAGGCGACUCAGGCGCCAACUUCCAACAAAAGGUUUUCCAAGCCGCAACACAGUUCAACUGAGAUCCUAUCUAAUUAAACUUAUGAAAGAGAUCAACGAUGGCUUCUUUGGAGAAUGCAGCCUUGGAUCGGCUGGGAAUAACAGUGAUGGGCCUUUUGAUCUCAUUCAAGAUGUGUGGAGGAAACGAGAAGCCAAUGAGCACAUCGCGUUGAAGCCAUUGCUAGGGUUUAAAGAUUCAUGGCAUUCUCUAGAUCUCGCAAGAGUGGGGGCUGUGUGGAAUACCAACCUUGAGCGACUGCAAAAAUGGAGCGACGUACAGCUUUUUCAACGCGGUACAUUUGGGCCAAAAUUCGACGUGACCGACUUCUUCGAAAGAUUUGCCAUCAACUGGUCGAGCCAUCUUGCAGCUGAAUCCCUCACAGCAACCCAGUGGAGAUAUAUGCAACUUGCGCUGGAGAGAAUGGCUGCCGAGGUGUAUCUGUCAGAGAAAAGUCUGUCCAUGAUACCUCAAUCGACCCUGGACCUCGUCUCAAAGGCUAUACCGAGGAGAGAGAACAGUCAGUCCACAACCGAUGACUUAUAUGAAGAGUUGCGCUUUUCUCGGUCCGGCUCGGCCAUCACCAUGCCCACACCUUCAGCGACACCGGCAUCCUCUCGAACAACCUCUCGAGCAACCUCACAAGCUCCCGAAUCGCUCGAGACGGAGGACGAGGAUAAUACAGGGCAGGAAGACCCAGCAGUAACCCGUUUGCGCAUGUACCUUCCAUCGAUCAGGUUUACUCCCCCGCCGAAACAAGGCCAAAGCCGUGUCUUGUCACUAUGGCCUGAGCAGAGAGGCAGCAACCCCCAGCAGUACAGAUACUCGCCCACCGGCAAGGGCUCAGAUGAAGUUUCACAAAGGGCGCAGCGCAGGCGGGAGAAAGAAGAAGACCGCCGGCGCCGAAGAGCCGAGAAGAGAGCAAAUUUGGGGAUUAAGCUGGAGGGCUUUGGCGACUCGUUCAGCCAGCCAUAUGUGCCGGACGAAAUUCGGUCCAGUCCGCCGCCUCAGCUAUUUGCGAAGAGCCAAGGGCAGCAUCAGAGCUUCGGGUUCGGAAGCCAGAGUCAGGCCCCGAGCCAGAGCCAAGGCUUCGGUCCUUCCCAGACAAUGUCCCAGCCGCUCCGUGGUGAGUUCGGGACUAGGCCCUCUAUGCUCAAGAAGAAGAUCAAAGGGAAGAAGAAGGGCUUUAAGUGA
This is a messenger RNA of Diaporthe amygdali, 3198 nucleotides long. RefSeq lists its product as uncharacterized. NCBI's taxonomy places the organism in Eukaryota, Fungi, Ascomycota, Sordariomycetes, Diaporthales, Diaporthaceae. Gene Ontology annotation, cellular component: RNA polymerase I core factor complex. The transcript is spliced from 2 exons. The record is from RefSeq and is a predicted model, not a curated record. Gene Ontology annotation, molecular function: RNA polymerase I transcription regulatory region sequence-specific DNA binding; RNA polymerase I general transcription initiation factor binding. Gene Ontology annotation, biological process: nucleolar large rRNA transcription by RNA polymerase I. Bases 1 to 3198 code for a protein of 1065 amino acids.